AUGCCUCCCCCGAUGCAAGCAAACCCCAAGGAUCACGUCAUGGGUAAUUCUUUGAAACGCUAUGUCAAACAAAAACUCCCACCGGAUAUCUUGAAGGAGACGCUCGAGACGAUCACAGUGACACCCGUAUCGCGAUGCCGAGAUCCACCCCAAAGCAACCCUGCAAUCGAGCAGCUUGAUUCCCGGCGCCCUGAAGGAUCUUUUUCCGCACCACGAGAUUUCCAUUUAGCUUGCUUCCCAAGCGAAAACCUAGUCUUCCAUUACGCAAGUCUAGCUGCGACCUACCGCUCCAUUUCUGGCCAGAAUCCUGAGAUUGUGCGGAUAACUUUGCAAGAGCAGAGCCAUAUCAGGCGCGUCCUUUUCGAGUCCAAUCUUCGACAGAUUGGAAAGGUCGAUACAGUGAUCUUUGGUGAUGUUCAGCACUUGCAGAAAAUCCAUAGAGGCCAAUGGGAGGGAGCCGGCGCAUCCCACCACGACAUUUUUCGAUGGAGCAAGUGUGUUAACGCGAGGAAUGAAACAGUCAUCCUUCUCGGGUGCCUGGAGCGAAUAUGGGGCGACACGGGGUAUCACUUACUUCACGUUUUGAAAGAAUUAUCGGAUAUCAAAUGUGCCAUCUACAUUGCCAAGGCGGGCUCCUUACCGUUGGAAUAUGAGGCAAAUCAAUGGAUCGCAACCGGCGAAGAAGCGUUCCUAGAAGGUGAAAUCAUCAGAUGGGCAAGCCCUCUACAAAAAGCAGUCCAGCAUGCUAAGGAAGUAACUCAAGGGGUCAUUGUCACUGUGAAAACCCCUCUCUGUGAAACCCGAGACUGGUUCGAGGAGUGGUCGCCAAAAGCGAGCUGGGUAGACUGCGAAGCCGGCUAUGUUGCAAAAGCAGCCAAGGAGCAUGGGAUCAGUUUUGGGUAUCUACACAUCAUUUCUGAUAAUUUGCAGGUGGUAGAUGGCGAAGACCUAUCGAACGAGGACUUAGAUUCUGUCGUAAGUAAACGAGGUAUACUAUAUGACAAAAUCAGUGAAAUUCUUGACACAUUCAUGUCGCAGUAA
Clonostachys rhizophaga is the source of this 1041-nucleotide messenger RNA. The record is from the annotation of a GenBank genome assembly. NCBI's taxonomy places the organism in Eukaryota, Fungi, Ascomycota, Sordariomycetes, Hypocreales, Bionectriaceae.